AUGGAAGAAAACCUAACUGCAGUGACAGACUUUAUCUUCCUGGGCUUCUCAGACCUCCAGCAUCUGCAGCCCCUUCUUUUUGUCCUCGUCUUACUCAUCUACCUCUUCACACUGAUAGGAAAUGGCCUCAUCAUCGCUGUCACGGUUGCUGACCUGGCCCUCAACACCCCCAUGUAUUUCUUCCUCAGGAACUUGUCAGUAUUGGAGAUCUGCUACACUUCCGUGGUCAUCCCUAAGACCUUGACCGACCUCCUUUCAGAGAGGCGGGCUAUCUCUUUCCUAGGCUGUGCAGUCCAGAUGUACUUCUACCUUUUCUUUGGCAGCACAGAGUGUGGCCUGCUGACUGUUAUGUCCUAUGACCGGUACGUUGCCGUAUGCAACCCAAUGCGUUACUCGCUCAUCAUGAGCAGAAAGGUCACCCUAAGCUUGGCAGCUGUGGUGUGGAUCAUGGGCAAGUUGGUGGCAUGUGAGCAAACAGCAGCCAUAUUCAUGUUACCCUUCCAUGGGCCGAAUCAAAUCAACCACUUUUUCUGUGACGUCCUCUCAGUGCUUAGGCUGGUCAGCACGGACAAAUCACUCAUCAAUGCCAUUCUUUCUUUCCUCACUGUGGUGUUCACAAUAGUCCCCUUAAUCUUAAUCAUCAUCUCCUAUGCAAGCAUCAUCUGGACCAUUCUGAAGAUGCACUCAGGUGAGGGGAGACGCAAAGCUUUCUCUACUUGCUCCUCACACCUAAUCACAGUCAUCUUAUUCUACUGCAGCGGCUUUAUCACCUACAUGAGGCCCAGUUCCAAUGUGUCUGUGGACACCAAUCGAGCCCUCGCCCUGUUGUACACGGUCAUUAUUCCAGCAUUCAACCCAAUCAUAUACAGCCUGAGGAACAAAGAAGUCAAGGAGGCUCUGAGGAAAUUCUUGAUCAGGAGUAACAUUUCUUUGUUAUCAUAA
Messenger RNA from Chrysemys picta bellii (western painted turtle), 942 nucleotides. The record is from RefSeq and is a predicted model, not a curated record. NCBI's taxonomy places the organism in Eukaryota, Metazoa, Chordata, Testudines, Emydidae.